GCACCAUUGGGGUUUGGUGACAAUUUCUUUGGCCGCUGUCAGCACCGAGAAGUCAGUGUCAACAAAACAAGCAAAAAACUAAGGAAAACAAUAGUUUGCAUAUUUGAAAUACGAAUUGUUUCCAAAUAAUACGGUCGAUUAUCGCGGCGGUAAUAGCAUUAAAGCAUUGAAAUCGGUUGACAGGCGAAAUCUGUGUAAAUUACAUCAAAUAGCCGCAAAGAAUCGCAUGAUAAUUGGAAAUCUGGGUGUGGAUGAAAUGUUUACAAAUCAAUCUCUUCAGUAAAAUGGAUCUUGCUAAAACGAGCCCCACAAAAAGUGGCCCAGUUAGCAAUAUUGGAGAUAACGAAGAGCCUUAUCCAAGUUUGUCGGAUUAUCAUGACUACGAACCGAAUCUUGAGUUUGACGACUCCGAGUUGCAACAAACCCCCAAUUCUAGUUCAAUUUCAGCGGACUUCAUACACAUCGAAGCGAACGGUGUUAUGGUGAUGAACAACUCACCAGUAGCGGAGUUCAUAGACGAGAACUAUGAGGAGGAACUGGCCGACGCUCGCGAUGAAAACUUUGAUAGUUUAAUUUUCACAUCCUCAUCAUAUCCUGAGGUUGGUGAAACCACCAGUACUGAACAGUACAGUGAAAUAUCGAAAUACAAUAUCGUCGAUGUGAAGGGCGAUGAUGCCGAAGGGCGCAAAGUGAUCGUUCUGUAUGCAUGCAGGUUGCCCCCAGUGCGUGAAAUCGACCAUGGACUGUUCUUAAACUACCUUAAGUAUACGUUAGAGUCCUACGUGAAGCAGGAUUACAGCCUGAUUUAUUUCCACUAUGGCCUAACCAGCAAGAACAAACCCAGCUUGGGCUGGCUGGUCCAGGCUUACAAAGCCUUCGAUAGGAACUACAAGAAGAAUCUAAAGGCGUUGUAUUUGAUUCAUCCCACGGGCUUUUUGAAGUUUGUUUCGCAGAUCUUCAGGCCCCUGAUUAGUGCCAAGUUCGGAAAGAAGCUGAAUUACAUUCACAGCCUCAAGGAGCUGAACGAUGUGGUGCCAAUAGAAAAACUCGACAUUCCCUAUGAGAUUCUCGAGCACGACAAGAAGCUGAAUGGCAACUUGCCAGUUGCUCCAGAUGCCACUGUAAAGCCCGAAGUCAUUCCAACGCAGCAAUUUGGAGUUACGCUCCAGUUUAUAAAGGAGCACUACAACGUCACAAUACCUCCAGUAGUAAAACAGUGCAUAGAGUAUUUAGAGCAGCCUGAUGCUUUAGAAACCGAGGGCAUCUUUAGGCGGUCGGCCAACGUAUCGAAAGUGCGGGCGCUCAAAGAGAGGGCAAAUUUGGGAGAAUCUUUGGUUUUCGAAGACCCGCAUGAACCGGCAGUUUUGCUGAAAAAAUUCUUGCGGGAACUGCAAGAGCCGCUGCUUACUUACGAGCUUUAUGAUGAAAUAAUGCAGUUUCAAAGUUGGAGCAAGGAUGAACAAUUGAGAAACGUGUCAAUACUGGUGAUGGAAAAGUUGCCGGAAGAUAACUAUAAAAUCCUCAAAUAUAUCAUCGGAUUCUUAUCGAGGGUGAUGGAAAGAUCGGAUCUAAACAAAAUGAACGCCCAAAAUCUGGCGGUAGUUUUCGGACCGAAUUUAGUUUGGUCUGAACUAUUCUCCAUGUCUCUGGCUGCCAUCGGACCCAUUAAUAUGUUUACUCAGUUCUUACUCCAACACCACAACGAAAUAUUUAUGAUAUAAAACAUUGCUAACAAGGGAGAUUUCGAAUUCGUGUUGGCAAGUCAAGUACGAUUUUUCUAAGUUAGUCUUCCAUGAUUUCGGUUCAUAUCAAAUCACGCGGGCGAGUUUGUGUGAUGGAGCACUACGUACAUACAAUAUAUUUUCUGUGUAAAUGCUAGAAGAUAACUAUAGAUAUAAAGUAUAAAUCAUUUACCUGAAUAGAGCAUUUGUUAGACGCUGCUCUUAGGGUAGCUAACAACAUGUUUUAAUUGUUUAAUGUAUAUCAGAAUAUAUUCCAUUCUAUUUAACAUA
Molecule: messenger RNA, 2012 nt
Organism: Dendroctonus ponderosae (mountain pine beetle)
Lineage: Eukaryota; Metazoa; Arthropoda; Insecta; Coleoptera; Curculionidae
Gene: RhoGAP68F
Product: rho GTPase-activating protein 1
Exons: 10
Coding region: 252-1721 (489 amino acids)
Biological process (GO): negative regulation of endocytic recycling; small GTPase-mediated signal transduction
Cellular component (GO): cytoplasm
Molecular function (GO): GTPase activator activity
Source: RefSeq, a predicted model, not a curated record